AUGGAAGGAGGAAAUAAUAGAGGAAGAGGAGGUGGAAGAGGAGGUGGAAGAGGAGGUGGCAGAGGAGGUUUUGGUGGAGGUAGAGGUGGACGUGGAGGCUUUGGCGGUGGCAGAGGAGGUUUUGGUGGAGAAGGCAGAGGACGUGGAGGCUUUGGCGGAGGCCGUGGCCGAGGAGGCUUUGGUGGAGAAGGCAGAGGACGUGGAGGCUUUGGUGGUGGCAGAGGAGGUAGCAUCAGGCCAAGAAGCGAACCAACAUCAGAUCAAGACAACAAUAACAAUAAUAACAAUAACAUGGAUCAUACUACAUCAUCUCUAUCUCGAGCAACAAAGAAGAUCAAGUUGGAUAAUGAUGUUGACAUGUCUUCAUCUACUGUUGACAACAGUUCAAACAGUAGCAACAUCAAAAGUAUUGGAUAUCUCAGAGUUGUACGAUCAGAACCAGAGACAUCAACAACAACAACAUCAACAACAUCCACCACAUCAUCACAAUCACCAAUAAUGUCAAUUGAUCCAUCAACCAUCAGUUCAAAUUGGCAAUCACUAAGUAAAACAAUAGUACCAUCAAAGAAGCCAACAUCAUAUCGCGGAAAGAAGAAUGACUCGACGUCAACAUCAACAACAGGAACAGUAACCGCACCAUUGGUCGAGAAGUCGGUUUUCGAUCUGAUCAUUCGUAACCCAGACGACAAAACAAUCACCAAGGUAUUGGCACUGGAUUGCGAGAUGGUUGGCGUCGGCCCCAAGGGCAGCAAGGGCGUACUGGGCAGCAUAUGCAUCAUCAACGCCAACGGCAACACAAUCUAUAAAAGUUACGCGCAGCCACUGGACCCCGUGACGGACUACCGCACGCGCUGGUCCGGCCUCACCAAGAAGCACCUGGACAAGGCACCGCCCUUCCUCACCGUCCAGAAGGAGGUGGCCUCCAUCAUCAAAGAUCACAUCCUGGUCGGACACGACAUCAAGUCCGACCUGGCCGUGCUGCUACUCAAUCACCCACCACAGCUCAUCAGAGACUCGCUGAACUUCCCCGCGCUCCAGUCAUCGCGACUGAUCACGCCAGAGGCCAAGCUGAAUGGCGAGCGCAGGGCACCCUUUACCAAGAUGCAUGGCGUGUCACUGAAACAGCUGGCACUCGAGAAGCUUGGCGCCACUAUUCAGAAGGGCGUCCAUAACGCCGAGGAGGAUGCGCUGACCAGUCUGCUGCUGUAUAACAAGUUCAAGAAGCAGUGGGAGAUGCAUGUGCGCUCCGUAUUCUAUCCAGCCAAGAAGACCCCAGAGCAGCGACGUCAAGAUCGCGAGGAGAAAUUGAACAAUGACAGCUAUUUCGACAAGUCCAAGACAUCAUCGACAAAGUCCGAGUCAUCGGCCAUGAUCAUGGACAUCCCAUCAACAACCAUCAUUAUGAACAACGACCUUAGCGAUGGCGAUGACAAUGGACAGGACAACUACGAAGACGAUGAGUAA
Acytostelium subglobosum LB1 is the source of this 1464-nucleotide messenger RNA. RefSeq lists its product as hypothetical. Gene Ontology annotation, cellular component: nucleus. The transcript has 2 exons. Gene Ontology annotation, molecular function: 3'-5' exonuclease activity; nucleic acid binding. Bases 1 to 1464 code for a protein of 487 amino acids. Gene Ontology annotation, biological process: rRNA processing. Lineage: Eukaryota; Evosea; Eumycetozoa; Acytosteliales; Acytosteliaceae. The record is from RefSeq and is a predicted model, not a curated record.